Pseudophryne corroboree (corroboree frog) is the source of this 4931-nucleotide messenger RNA. RefSeq names its product zinc finger protein 585A-like. The record is from RefSeq and is a predicted model, not a curated record. Gene Ontology annotation, molecular function: RNA polymerase II transcription regulatory region sequence-specific DNA binding; DNA-binding transcription factor activity, RNA polymerase II-specific. Gene Ontology annotation, biological process: regulation of transcription by RNA polymerase II. Gene Ontology annotation, cellular component: nucleus. Lineage: Eukaryota; Metazoa; Chordata; Amphibia; Anura; Myobatrachidae. The transcript has 6 exons. Bases 149 to 4048 code for a protein of 1299 amino acids.
CGGGUCUGAGUGACGGGAGCUUCGGCCUAUGAACGGUAGAAGGGGCGGGGAUAAAUGAUGAGUGAUAGGAAUCUACGGCCUUUGGCGAGAGAGUGGGUCCGUGGUUGCUGAGUUACUGCGGCUGUCCCUACCCAUAAUCCCAUGCGCUAUGCAGACUGUGUCCCGGAAAUACUGCCCCGCCCACUUCCGGUACAGCUCCGCCCCCGUUUUCAUCUGCCGCCGCCUCCUGCUCCAGGAGGGGGAGUAUACAGAAGAACACAGGGAUCUGUACAAGGACGUGAUGAUGGAGAAUCACCGGCCCCUCACAUCACUGGAUGGGCCCAGUAACAGAGAUACCCCAGAGAGAUGUCCCCGUCCUCUGUAUUCCCAGGACUGUACAGAGGAGAAUCACAGGAUCCCACAGGCGGAUCAGGUAGAACAUCUGUCUGAUAUAAAGGCAGAAGAUAUAGAGGGAGAAGAAGAGACGUAUGUGACUGAUAUAAAGGCAGAAGAUAUAGAGGGAGAAGAAGAGACGUAUGUGACUGAUAUAAAGGCAGAAGAUAUAGAGGGAGAAGAAGAGACGUAUGUGACUGAUAUGAAGGCAGAAGAUCUAGAGGGAGAAGAAGAGACGUAUGUGAGAGGUGAUCAGCAGUGUAAGGAGGAGGAAAUCCCUACAGAUAUCAGCACAGCAGGUGGACACACAAGCAGGAAUAUCUCAGAAGGACAUCUAAUGUUAUCCCUGGAUUGUGACAUAAAAGAUAAUGACAGUAGACAGGAUUCUCCAGGGGCUAACCCCAUUACCCCAAUUAUACAUCCAGCUCUAUCAGCUGAUCCCCCUGAUCCUGGGAAAUGUUCUCCUGAUCACUCUGAUAUUGGUGCAUCUGUUACAGCUCUGAGAGUAGAUACAGUGUUUCCCUGUUCUAUAGAUGCCAAAUGUUUUACACAGAACACAAAGCUUAUUACCCAUCAGACAGGUAAGGCAGGGGAGAUUCCAUUUCCAUGUUCUGAGUGUGGGAAAUGUUUUGCACACAAAUCAGAUCUUGUAAUACAUAAGAGAAUACACACAGGUGAGAAACCAUAUUCCAGUUCUGAGUGUGGGAAAUGUUUUACAUACAAAACAACUCUUGAUGCACAUAAUAAAAGUCACACAGGUACAUCAAAGUUUUCAUGUUCUGAGUGUGGGAAAUGUUUUGCACAGAAAUCCAAACUUGUUAGACAUCAGAGAAGUCACACAGGUGAGAAUCUAUUUUCUUGCUCUGAGUGCAGGAAAUGUUUUACCUGGAAAUCACAACUUGUUACACAUCAGCGGAGUCACACAGGUGAGAAGCCGUUUCCAUGUUCUGAGUGUGGGAAAUGUUUUGCACACAAAUCAGAUCUUGUUCUACAUCAGAGAAGUCACACAGGUGAGAAGCUAUUUUCUUGCUCCGAGUGUGGGAAAUGUUUUACACGGAAAUCAGAUCUUAUUACACAUCAGCGAAGUCACACAGGUGAGAAGCCAUUUCCAUGUUCUGAAUGUGGGAAACGUUUUGCACACAAAUCAGAUCUUGUUCUACAUCAGAGAAGUCACACAGGUGAGAAGCCAUUUUCUUGCUCUGAGUGUGGGAAAUGUUUUACACGGAAAUCAGAUCUUGUUAUACAUCAACGAAGUCACACAGGUGAGAAGCCAUUUCCAUGUUCUGAGUGUGGGAAAUGUUUUGCACGGAAAUCAGAUCUUGUUAGACAUCAGCGAAGUCACACAGGUGAGAAGCCAUUUCCGUGUUCUGAGUGUGGGAAAUGUUUUGCACAGAAAUCAGAUCUUGUUCUACAUCAGAGAAAUCACACAGGUGAGAAGCCAUUUUCUUGCUCUGAGUGUGUGAAAUGUUUUACACGGAAAACAGAUCUUAUCAUACAUCAGCGAAGUCACACAGGUGAGAAGCCAUUUCCAUGUUCUGAGUGUGGGAAAUGUUUUACACACAAAUCACAUCUUGUUACACAUCAGAGAACUCACACAGGUGAGAAGCCAUUUCCAUGUUCUGAGUGUGGGAAAUGUUUUACACAGAAAUCAGAUCUUGUUCUACAUCAGAGAAUUCACACAGGUGAGAAGCCAUUUCCAUGUUCUGAGUGUGGGAAAUGUUUUACACGGAAAUCACAACUUAUUACACAUCAGCAAAGUCACACAGGUGAGAAGCCAUUUCCAUGUUCUGAGUGUGGGAAAUGUUUUCAACAGAAAUCAGAUCUUGUUCUACAUCAGAGAACUCACACAGGUGAGAAGCCAUUUUUUUGCUCUGAGUGUGGGAAAUGUUUUACCUGGAAAUCACAACUUGUUACACAUCAGCGAAGUCACACAGGGGAAAAGCCAUUUCUGUGUUCUGAGUGUGGGAAAUGUUUUACAUACAAACUAGCUCUUGUUAGACAUCAGAGAACUCACACAGGUGAGAAGCCAUUUUAUUGCUCUGAGUGUGGGAAAUGUUUUACCUGGAAAUCACAACUUAUUACACAUCAGCAAAGUCACACAGGUGAGAAGCCAUUUCCAUGUUCUGAGUGUGGGAAAUGUUUUGCACAGAAAUCAGAUCUUGUUCUACAUCAGAGAAGUCACACAGGUGAGAAGCCAUUUCCAUGUUCUGAGUGUGGAAAAUGUUUUACACGGAAAUCAGAUCUUAUUACACAUCAGCGAAGUCACACAGGUGAGAAGCCAUUUCCAUGUCCUGAGUGUGGGAAAUGUUUUACAUACAAAACAACUCUUGUUGCACAUAAGAAAAGUCACACAGAUACAUCACCAUUUUCAUGUUCUGAGUGUGGGAAAUGUUUUACCUGGAAAUCACACCUUGUUACACAUCAGCGAAGUCACACAGGUGAGAAGCCAUUUCUAUGUUCUGAGUGUGGGAAAUGUUUUGCACACAAAUCAAAUCUUGUUCUACAUCAGAGAAGUCACACAGGUGAGAAUCUAUUUUCUUGCUCUGAGUGUGGGAAAUGUUUUACACGGAAAUUAGAUCUUAUUACACAUCAGCGAAGUCACACAGGUGAGAAGCCAUUUCCAUGUUCUGUGUGUGGGAAAUGUUUUGCACACAAAUCAAAUCUUGUUCUACAUCAGAGAAGUCACACAGGUGAGAAGCCAUAUUCUUGCUUUCAGUGUGGGAAAUGUUUUACCUGGAAAUUACAACUUGUUACACAUCAGCGAAGUCACACAGGUGAGAAGCCAUUUCCAUGUUCUGAGUGUGGGAAAUGUUUUGCACAGAAAUCAGAUCUUGUUAUACAUCAGAGAAGUCACACAGGUGAGAAGCCAUUUUCUUGCUCUGAGUGUGGGAAAUGUUUUACACGGAAAUCAGAUCUUAUUAUACAUCAGCGAAGUCACACAGGUGAGAAGCCAUUUCAAUGUUCUGCAUGUGGGAAAUGUUUUGCAUACAAAUCAGACCUUGUUCUACAUCAGAGAAGUCACACAGGUGAGAAGCCAUUUUCUUGCUCUGAGUGUGGGAAAUGUUUUACACGGAAAGCAGAUCUUGUUAUACAUCAGCGAAGUCACACAGGUGAGAAGCCAUUUCCAUGUUCUGAGUGUGGAAAAUGUUUUGCACGGAAAUCAGAUUUUGUUAUACAUCAGAGAAGUCACACAGGUGUGAAGCCAUUUUCUUGCUGUGAGUGCAGGAAAUGUUUUACACGGAAAUCAGAUCUUAUUACACAUCAGCGAAGUCACACAGGUGAGAAGCCAUUGCGAAGUCCCACAGGUGAGAAGCCAUUUCCAUGUUCUGAGUGUGGGAAAUGUUUUACACGGAAAGCAGAUCUUAUUACACAUCAGCGAAGUCACACAGGCGAGAAGCCAUUUCCAUGUUCUGAGUGUGGGAAAUGUUUUGUACACAAAUCACACCUUGGUAGACAUCAGCGAAGUCACACAGGUGAGAAACCAUUUUCUUGCUCUGAGUGUGGGAAAUGUUUUACACGGAAAUCAAGUCUUGUUUCACAUCAGAGAAGUCACACAGGUGAGAAUCCAUUUUCUUGCUUUGAGUGCGGGAAAUGUUUUACACAGAAAUCAAGUCUUGUUUCACAUCAGAGAAGUCACACAGGUGAGAGGCCAUUUCCAUACUCGGAAAUAAAUUAGCUCUUGUUGCACACAAUAGACAUCACUCAGGUGAGGAACCAUUUUAUUCUGGAGUAUACUUAUCAUUGCCAUGUAAUGUUCCGCAAGGUUCUUAUCCUAUCUCCUAUGCUUUUUGCAAUAUACAUGCUACCACUGGGUGAAAUAAUCAGAUGUCAUGCCCUCAUCUACCACUGCUAUACAGAUGACCUGUCUUUUUCUCCGGGUACUGAGAACCCAAUACCAAUCCUAAAUGUCUAGCUGAGCUCCAGGUGUGGGUGAUGCCAGUUGGCUGUGACUCAGUCCUGGCGAAACAGAUCCAUAUGAUAGAAGCUCACCAACAAAGGGAAGGGCUACAGCUCAGCUUUACCUACCAACCAGACUUACGCUUGUGGGUACAGAGUUACAAAAUGCGGAUCAUGUGUGUAAUCUUGGUGUCCUGGAUGGUGGUGUGACACUUGAACAUCAGGUAUCAGCCACAAUCAGAUCCUCAUCUGAGGAACAUAGCCAGACUCCAGCACUUAUUUCCCUCAGAAGAUCUACCUACAGUCAUACAUGCACUUGUAUCAUCACACAUAGACUACUGCAAUGUCCUCUACCUGGGUCUCCCAGCAAAAGAAUUGCACCGCUUGUAGCUUGUACAGAAUGCAGCAGCCAGGCUGUUACCUAACCAGCCCGUUCCUGCCACAUAACAGCCAUUCUCUGCUCCCUUCACCGGCUGCCUGUAAGAUGGUGACUCUUAUAUAAUCUUACAGACUCCCAAUCCUACAUGACCAGGGUCCAUGGUACCAGAAGCAGCUUCUAUCCUUACUGCUCCAUUACUUCCAUCUGCAGAUGAAGGACUGUUACCAGCAGUACCAAGAAUCCCCAAGCAGUGCUGAGAUGUCAGGGGGGAGACAGGGUGGGU